This is a messenger RNA of Wallemia mellicola CBS 633.66, 1051 nucleotides long. RefSeq lists its product as hypothetical. Bases 1 to 1005 code for a protein of 334 amino acids. NCBI's taxonomy places the organism in Eukaryota, Fungi, Basidiomycota, Wallemiomycetes, Wallemiales, Wallemiaceae. The record is from RefSeq and is a predicted model, not a curated record. The transcript has 3 exons.
AUGGUUGGAAAAAUUUCCCUUUUUGCAUUAGGUCUGGCUUCAGCAGUCUUAGGACAGAGUAAGGAUUACCCUGGUGUUGUAUCACAAAAUGAGAACGGUCCAACAAACCCGGAUACACCAGAGCUCGAUACAGACACACCUGAAGAUUCUGAAGCGCGUUUACUCACAAUCAACAACAUAGACGACUUCUGUAUCUUUGGUCCAAAGGAUGCUGACCAACCUAUUGGUGACACAGAAGCAGAACAAGUAGCUUGGUGUACUCAACCACGUAACAACGCUCGCUUAAUUCCAGAGGGUACAUUCAGCGGUGUUCACUUCACAAAGACACCUUACUAUAUUCAGCUCCAGGGUUGGGGUGAUCUCACGAAAAUUGGUGUCAAGGAUGGUGAUUACGGUGGAGAACUUGAUCCUCAUGGUGCAAAGGACCUUGGUAACCCUAUUGGUGGUAAUGUUACAUCAAAUAUUAGCGGCGAAGAUACAUUUUACGAAGAAUGGAUGGAGUUUAUCAGCUUUGAACAAUUCUGUCUCAGAGUUUGUACCGCGGGUGAUGAUGAGUUCCCAGCUGCUGUCAUGUGUGAACACAAGCUCGAUAUUAUGGGUUGUGGUUUCGUUAUGCCAGGUGAUUAUAGUGAAAAGAACUUCCAAACGUGUGAUGCUGAUGCAGCUUAUCCUCCGGGAAUUUACCCAGUUGAAGACGGUUCCUACUCUUCUUUCGCUCAAAGAUGGACAGGCACGAUAACUCAAACUGAUGGCGUCGAAACUGUCAUUACUGUUGGUGACACAGAAACACCAUCAACUGUACCAAUGACACCAAGCUCAUCUAACUGUGUAACUCAAUCAAGUCUUAAUAUGUAUGUCGAAAGCGAAAGCGAAAGCUCAAGUCCUAAACCAACAUCAAACAAUUCAUCAUCAAACGAUGACUCAAGCGCACCAAAGAGCGCAGUCGCGGGUGUAAUUCUCACAUUCUCCAUUGCAGGAUUAUCAGCUCUUGCAAUCUUGUCAUAAACUUGUAUCUAUUACUAAGGUGAAAAUUUGAUAUUUUACAAUAACG